GCUAUAUAAGAUGAUCGCGACACCAGCUGAGUCAGUCAUUCGCGAACUGCGACAACAUCAGGAUCAUUCGGCCUUUAGGUGGUACAGUGGUGAAAUACAGAAACAAUAAGUAAUAAUAUCCGUAAGCAUUAUUUUUUUUCUGCCUUGACCUUUCCGUUUGAUCGACGAUCAAUCAGAAGGAUGGAUAUUAGGAUCUUCGCGUUGGUCGUUUUUAUUGCUGUCCUGGGAUCCUUUACGGAUGCUCGAUCGGCCUAUCCCGGAUUUGGUCAUCUUUACGGACAUGGAGGACUACACGUCGACAGAGCGUCGGCCAUGAUGCCCAGAUUGAAGCGAGCGAUCGAUGAUUCGAAUGGUGAGAGUACCACCGAAGCAACUACAACGACCUCCUCGACAACAGAUCCCACAACCACACCAUCAUCAUCAACUACAUCAUCAUCAACCACACCAUUAUCAACCACACCUCCAACGUCGCCUACGACUACCCCGUCUACCGAGCCAACCACUACACCCACUACUACAGAGGCGACGUCUCCCACAACUACCCCGACAUCCACUUCCGUUACGACUCCGCUUACAACCCCUGAACCUAGCACAACUCCAGAAAGCACGAAUCCAACGGAGAAACCGAAAGACCUUCAGUCACGUUCGAAUUUCGACGAACCCAAGUCCGAUGAUUCCACUAAGAAACCUGGAUCACCAACUAUGGACGACAAACCACAAACUCCUGGGCCAUAUUUUGGCGCUCCCGGAUUCGGUGGUUUCGGCGGUUAUCCAUCUGUCGAUCCCUAUUUCGCUUAUCCUGGAUUCAACUCCAUACCAGGUUACGGCCCGAGCUAUGCUUGGACUGGUACAAACAAUGGGCCAGGAUACGCUUCCGCAGGCGCAUCCGCGGGAAGUUUUGCAGGAGGAUAUCCAGGAACGGGAUUUCCGGGAGCAGGAUUUCCGGGAGCGGGAUAUCCGAUGACAGGAUUUCCCGCAGCGGGAUCGCCGUCUGUCGAUAGUCGAGGAGGAUUUCAGAAUACCUCACCAAACCAGGAUAAUCCCUCACCAAGCAAGGAUAACAAGCCAAACCAGAUUGGAUAUAAUUUCGGCGGAGAUCCAUUGUAUAAUGCUGGGCCCGGAUUUUUUUAUCCGGGGCAAUUUCCUACUUUCAAUGAUCCCUCCUUUGAUAUGAUUAGGCAAAUUCAAGCGCAGAUCGAAGCGCAGCACCAGGCCAAUAUGGAACUUCACAAUCGUUUGGCCAGCGAAGCUAAUUAUGGUAGCGGUUAUGGUGGUGGUGUGCCGCAGGUUGCAAGUGCCAGUAUCGGUAUAGGCCCAUAUGGUGGUUUCCAAGCUGGACAAAUUAGUCCCGCUGCUCCAGGAAUAGAGUCCAGAUUCGCUGAUGAGCUUCCUCCACCAUCUGGUAACAGCUAUGGAGUAUUUGCAAGUUCCAGUUCGUCCAGCAUGCCCGGUCCGGAUGGCAAGCAGAUUAACCAUAAAUCGUCUAUCACUGGCGUUAAUGAUAAUGGAAGAGUUUCUUUCCGCCAGGUGCAUGAUUAAUUAAACUACACUCUUGAUCGUGCCUACUUUUAUAAUCAUUAAUUUACUGCUGUUUAUUGCGUGCUAUAUAAUGUUGCCAUGAUAAAGUUUUGUAAUUCAGAGUUGUUGAUACUACAAACUGAGAUCGCGACAGAAUUUUCGAGACUCAGGCUCAAAUAUUUUUUUAAGAUUACUAUACAAAUACUCAAAUUUCUUAGGGGUAAUAUAAUCUUUCUAUAAAAUUUCAGUUAUGAUUUUUGUAUGAUUUUCUAUAAUUAUUAAUGGUUUGAUUUUUUUUUAUUAUCUACUCACGAGCAAAAAUCGCUCAUCAUGCAUAUUUAAAAUUUUAAUAAAUUUUCUUAUGUAUUAAUGUUAUUUACGUCCUAUUCGAGGAACAUCGAAUAGGCACAACAAUUUUGCGCAUUUAAUUAUUUACUUAUUAAAAUAUAUUCAUAUUAUUGUAUCUAUUAUGUACGCAUAAAUUAAACUCUUGACGCUUUUAUGA
Molecule: messenger RNA, 2023 nt
Organism: Pogonomyrmex barbatus (red harvester ant)
Lineage: Eukaryota; Metazoa; Arthropoda; Insecta; Hymenoptera; Formicidae
Source: RefSeq, a predicted model, not a curated record